AUGAUGCUUUCAAGCCCUGUAACGUCAACCCCGUUUUCUGUCAAGGACAUCCUAAAACUGGAGCAGCAGUCUCACCACCUGCACGGUCAUUCUUUGCAAGUACCUUUGCAAGAUUUACAGCAGCAGCAGCAGCGAUUUCACACCCCUCCAUCUUGCCUGCUUGAGGGUGAAGAGAGCCCUGGAUUCUCAGACAGCGAGGACAGAAUGGCUUUUCUUAACUCUCUAUCCGUGCAGGACAGCCUGGUUGAAAGCAGCCUUUCUCCGCCCAUGUUUACCCAUUCCGCUCUGGGACACGUCGUGGACGCAAAGUUAGAGGAAGAUAUGGAAGAGCAGGAAACUAAAACUUGUGGCGCUGCAGUGAGAUCUCCGGACUGUGAGGUCCCAUCGGAUCUUGACAGAUCUCAGAGGCAGAGAGCUAGGAGGAAGCCGCGGGUGCUUUUCUCCCAGGCACAGGUCUUCGAACUGGAGCGACGCUUUAAGCAGCAGCGCUAUCUUUCCGCUCCAGAACGAGAACACUUGGCCAGCACUCUGAAACUCACCUCAACUCAGGUCAAGAUCUGGUUCCAGAACCGAAGAUACAAAUGCAAGCGCCAGCGCCAAGACAAAAGCCUGGAGAUAGCUGGUCACCAUCAUCACCACCCACCGCCGCCGAGACGAGUGGCAGUACCGGUUUUAGUCCGUGACGGAAAACCUUGUCUCUCGGGAUCCCAGAAUUAUAACGCUACCUACGCUGUUGGCUCUAACCCCUACUGUUAUAAUAGCUACUCGACUUAUAAUAAUGCAGCAUACACAAAUGCAUAUAACUGCUCAUAUCCCAGUCUUCCAACACUCCCAGCAAACACAGGAGCCAACCCUCUAAUGUCCAUGAGUCUGAAUAAUCUCGGAGCGCACUCCCAGGCUCAGUCAUCGCAAGGGACUUCGGUUUCACCAUGCCAAGGGACUCUGCAGGGCAUCCGGGCGUGGUAGUGCAUGACAACCGUGUGUCAUU
Molecule: messenger RNA, 988 nt
Organism: Trichomycterus rosablanca
Lineage: Eukaryota; Metazoa; Chordata; Actinopteri; Siluriformes; Trichomycteridae
Gene: nkx2.3
Product: NK2 homeobox 3
Exons: 2
Coding region: 1-966 (321 amino acids)
Biological process (GO): regulation of transcription by RNA polymerase II; cell differentiation
Cellular component (GO): nucleus
Molecular function (GO): RNA polymerase II cis-regulatory region sequence-specific DNA binding; DNA-binding transcription factor activity, RNA polymerase II-specific
Source: RefSeq, a predicted model, not a curated record